This is a messenger RNA of Aspergillus glaucus CBS 516.65, 872 nucleotides long. RefSeq lists its product as uncharacterized. The record is from RefSeq and is a predicted model, not a curated record. Lineage: Eukaryota; Fungi; Ascomycota; Eurotiomycetes; Eurotiales; Aspergillaceae. Bases 1 to 591 code for a protein of 196 amino acids. The transcript is spliced from 2 exons.
AUGGAAAAGAGGGAAAAUCCAUCCACACCGUCGACCGAGGUAACGCCGUCUGACCACCGGUUGGCGGCGUCGACAUCUAGCAACCCGGUCGCUGAUCUGAACUCGAACGACCCUGCAAAGGUCAAGCGCGCCCUGAACACCAUCGACCCAGCAAUGGUCCUCAAGGAUAUGGAAACACCGGCACGCCCACGCUGGGCCGAAUCAUUGGAGGACUGGGUAGAAGUUCACAUGCCUCGCUCGAUAUUUGAGCCGUGGGAGGCCCAGCAAGGAGAUGAACACACAUAUUACGAAUAUGAUGGGCUGAGGCAAAGACUCGGAAUCAGAUGCUUGCCAACGUCCACACAUGACUCGACAUCUCGCGUGUUUCAAGCGCAAGGAUCUCAGGAAAUAGGGAAGUUGAGUAGCCAAAGCCAGGGGCAGCUGAUCAUCGGCCAAAGUACCCAGUUCAUGGGGUUCGAUUUUCCUGGGUUACCCCCAAAUCGUACCAAAGAACCGGAUGGGUACUUAACUCUCAGAGGUCGUGAAUUUCCGCUGGUCGUUCUUGAAACGGGUUGGGCUGGACGAGAGGACGAUUUGAUCAAAGAUGCCUAACUGUGGCUACAUGGGACAUACGAUGCCGUGGCUUUCGUCGUCAUCAUCAUCUUUACUGAGAGCAAAGACCUCCGCAUUGAGCUGCCAGAAAACGAGGAGCGGAAGUUUACCGAAAUGGAGACGGAGGACAGGCUCUCCGACAGGACAAUGAUUGACGGUGUUGAAAAAGAAGACGGUCCAAAGGCUUCGUUUGCAGAUAUGCGGACACUAGCCCGGAAAUUGCAAGACCUUGAAAAAGAUAGAUUGUUGAUGAAACCACUUGUCGGAGAGAUUAAGGCGCG